GGCGCGCGGACCCCGCACCCGGCCCGGCUGCGCCCCGCCAUGAGCGCCAGCGAGGUCAAGAGCGAGGUCAAGGAGUACCUGGCCCGCAGGGACAUCCCGCAGCUUUUCGAGAGUCUUUUGAAUGGCUUGAUGUGUUCUAAGCCUGAAGACCCCAUAGAGUACUUGGAAAGCUGUUUACAGAAAGUCAAGGAGCUAGGAGGCUGUGACAAGGUGAAGUGGGACACAUUUGUCAGCCAGGAAAAGAAGACCUUGCCACCCCUGAAUGGAGGACAGUCGCGGAGGUCCUUCCUGAGAAAUGUAAUGCCUGAAAACUCGAACUUUCCCUAUCGACGGUAUGACCGUCUACCUCCCAUCCACCAGUUCUCCAUUGAGAGCGACACGGACCUGUCUGAGACAGCAGAGCUCAUCGAGGAGUAUGAGGUGUUUGAUCCUUCUCGACCUCGCCCCAAGAUCGUUCUUGUCAUAGGCGGUCCAGGAAGCGGGAAGGGCACUCAAAGCCUGAAGAUCGCGGAGCGCUAUGGGUUCCAGUACAUCUCAGUGGGAGAGCUACUGCGGAAGAAGAUCCACAGCACCAGCAGCAACAGGAAGUGGAGCCUCAUCGCCAAGAUAAUCACCAACGGGGAACUGGCUCCACAGGAGACGACAAUCACUGAGAUAAAACAAAAAUUGAUGCAGAUACCCGACGAAGACGGCAUCGUCAUUGAUGGAUUCCCGAGAGAUGUUGCCCAGGCUCUGUCCUUCGAAGACCAAAUCUGCACUCCUGACUUGGUGGUGUUCCUGGCUUGCUCCAACCAGAGGCUCAAGGAGAGACUGCUUAAGCGUGCAGAGCAGCAGGGGCGGCCCGACGACAAUGUAAAAGCCACCCAAAGGAGGCUCGUGAACUUCAAGCAGAACGCCACUCCGCUGGUGAAAUACUUCCAGGAGAAAGGCCUCAUCGUGAUUUUCGAUGCUGACCGGAAUGAGGAUGCAGUGUUCCAUGACAUCAGCGUGGCAGUGGACAACAGGUUGUUUCCAAACAAAGAGCUGAGAUCAGGUUCAAGUGACCUUGACCCUUCGAUGAUGUUCGAUGCUGGGGAGAUCGUCGACACAGGAUCUGAUUAUGAAGAUCAGGGUGAUGAUGACCAGCUAAAUGUUUUCGGAGAGGACACCGUGGGAGGCUCCAUGGAAGAUCUGAGGAAAUGUAAAAUUAUUUUCAUGAUGGGUGGGCCUGGGUCUGGCAAAGGCACGCAAUGUGAGAGGCUGGCAGAAAAAUACGGAUUUACCCACCUCUCCACCAGUGAGCUCCUGCGCCAGGAGCUGGCCUCAGAAUCGGAAAGAAGCAAGCUGAUCCGAGACAUCAUGGAGCGUGGAGACCCGGUGCCCUCGGGUGUCCUUCUGGAGCUGCUGAAGGAGGCCAUGGUGGCCAGCCUGGGCCACACCGAGGGCUUCCUGAUUGAUGGCUACCCCCGGGAGGUGAAGCAAGGGGAAGAGUUCGGGCGCAGGAUUGGAGACCCACAUUUGGUAAUCUGCAUGGACUGCUCUGUAGACACCAUGACCAACCGUCUUCUCCAGCGUGGCCAGGCCAGCCAACGCCCAGAGGACACCACCCAGACCAUCGCCAAGCGCCUGGAGGCCUACCACCGGGCGACCAUUCCCAUCAUCGCCUACUAUGAGACGAGAACACAGCUCCGCAAGAUCAAUGCAGAAGGGGCACCAGAUGAAGUUCUCCUUCAGCUCUGUGCAGCUAUUGACUCUGUUUUCUGAAUCCUGACAUGGCUGUUUCCCAGCUUGACUGUGAGGAGUCUCUGGAAAUCACGCAUGGUGUUUGGAACGACUGACCUUUUCUUCCUCCUUCAGACAGCUGCCCUCACUGCAGUGCGCUCACUUCUCGGUGGCGAGGCCGCGCCCCAGAGCAGUGCGGAUGGGCACAGCAGUGCAGGACCAGCAUGCCCCAGUCACCCCACAUCACCCCUCUCCUCCCCAAGAUUUAUCUGCUUUGCCCUGUACAGGUCAACAUGGGGUGUCUGGUAUACUGGCUCUGUUCUCCAACUGCUCCCACUAGGGGCUCCGGGCCAGAGUGCUGACUAGACAAUGCCUCACACAGACCCCAAGGCAAGUAAGUCUUGAAGUUGUGCAAGUGAAAUUGUCCAGGUUCUAGAAGAUGGUAAAACUGGGCAGUGGUCACCAACAUUCUCAAAUGCUGGGCCAUUGGCUACUUGGGACGGGGUCACAAUGGCGACCUCCUCUGAUCAAUGGACAGCCCACGCGCCCCUCCACGUAGGGGCGUUUCAGCAGCCACAAGCAUUGGUGUUGGCAAGAGGAAGUAACUUACAAGCACAAAGUGAGGUUACUUCACUGGACAAAGCCAUCUUACUUACCACUCUGCCCUCAAAGGGUCACCCACUGUCACACUGCCAGUACAGGAGUGUCGCCACCAGUGGAUGCAGAGAAGGCACGCUGCCUGGCAGGUGCUCUGUGGAUCCCAUUGUGUUCGCCUCCUGUGAGCCCUUCCCAGUGUUAACUGUGCACCAAACCAGGGAAGCCUGGUUCCCUUUGCGCUGAGUUGUCAAGUCAGAGGUCUGUGUUCGUAAACCGCUCCCUCGCUCAGAAAGACCACCGUUCCCAUUUGCAUGAUUCUUUUCUUCAAUGAUUGAUUGUGCAAAUAAGGACUUAUUUCCAGGACAAAGCUGUAUUUUUGAAGUCAUUUUCCCCCCUUGAAAUGGAUAUGUACAAAUAAAAUAAAUGGAAAACAGGA
Molecule: messenger RNA, 2734 nt
Organism: Jaculus jaculus (lesser Egyptian jerboa)
Lineage: Eukaryota; Metazoa; Chordata; Mammalia; Rodentia; Dipodidae
Gene: Ak5
Product: adenylate kinase 5
Exons: 15
Coding region: 40-1743 (567 amino acids)
Biological process (GO): ATP metabolic process; nucleoside triphosphate biosynthetic process
Cellular component (GO): cytosol; cytoplasm
Molecular function (GO): AMP kinase activity; ATP binding; nucleoside diphosphate kinase activity
Source: RefSeq, a predicted model, not a curated record